AAUGGCGUCCUCGGCGGUUUCCAUGGCAGAGGGGGGCACGGUGAUGGCGGAGGCAGCGCAAGCCUCGCAAGGCCGGGCUCAGGCGCCCUUCCAGUCGCAAUCGGCGGCCUCUCCCGCCGCCCCGAGCCCGGCCGACCCUGCCCGGCCGGGUGCCAGCAGCAGCCAGCAGCGUUCGGUUCAGCGCAAGGCCCAGGUUCGCGCUUUCCCGCGGGCCAAGAAAUUGGAGAAGCUCGGGGUUUUCUCGGCGUGCAAGGUUAAUGAUACCUGCAAAUGUAAUGGCUGGAAGAAUCCCAAACCUCCUACAGCCCCAAGAAUGGAUAUUCAACAGCCAGCUGUCAGCCUGAAUGAGCCCUGUCGUAGUUGUGGACACACAUUGGCGGACCAUGUUUCUCACUUGGACAAUGUCUCAGAAGAUGAGAUUAACAGACUGCUUGGGAUGGUGGUGGAUGUGGAGAAUCUGUUCAUGUCUGUUCACAAAGAGGAGGACACUGAUACAAAACAAGUAUAUUUUUACCUUUUCAAACUUGUGCGGAAAUGCAUCUUGCAAAUGGUACGUCCUGUCGUGGAAGAAAAGCUGGGAAGCCCCCCAUUUGAUAAACCAAGUAUAGAACAGGGAAUUCUAAAUUUUGUUCAGUACAAAUUCAGCCACAUUCCUGCCAAAGAAAAGCAGACUAUGUAUGAACUUUCCAAAAUGUUCCUGCUCUGUUUGAACUACUGGAAACUGGAAACUCCAUCUCAAUUCCGGCAGAGGUCCCAGAAUGAAGAUUUUGAUGCAUACAAAGUUAAUUAUACCAGGUGGCUCUGCUACUGUCAUGUCCCUCAAAGCUGUGACAGCCUUCCUCGGUAUGAAACCACACAAGUCUUUGGGCGGACACUGCUUCGUUCCAUCUUCACAGUAACUCGCCGACAGCUACUCGAGAAGUUCAGAGUGGAGAAGGACAAGCUGAUGCCUGAGAAGCGAACACUCAUUCUCACCCACUUUCCAAAGUUUCUGUCAAUGUUAGAGGAAGAAAUUUAUGGGCCGAAUUCUCCUAUCUGGGAUUCUGAUUUCACUUUAUCUGCUUCAGAGGGAGUGCAACUGGGACAACAGCCAGCUGUUACUCCAUCUCCGGUGCCUAGUAAUCCUCCAUCAAGCAGAAGCAUCAAAUGUACCUUAAGUCCAGCAUCCAUCAGUGUUGAUAUGGGGGUUUCUGAGCCAACACCAGGAGAGAAAAGGAAGCUGCCUGACACCAUGACCUUAGAAGAUGCAAAAAGAAUGCGAGUGAUGGGUGACAUUCCGAUGGAGCUGGUUAAUGAAGUAAUGCUGACAAUCACAGAUCCAGCAGCUAUGUUAGGCCCAGAGACAAAUCUGUUGUCGGCAAAUGCAGCUCGUGAUGAAGCAGCACGUCUUGAGGAACGGAGAGGUGUCAUUGAGUUUCAUGUCAUAGGAAACUCACUUUCUCAGCGAUCAAACAAGAAAAUAAUGAUGUGGCUGGUUGGCUUGCAAAACGUUUUCUCUCAUCAAUUGCCACGAAUGCCAAAAGAAUAUAUCACACGCCUUGUCUUUGAUCCAAAACACAAGACACUGGCCCUCAUUAAAGACGGUCGAGUCAUUGGAGGGAUAUGUUUUAGAAUGUUUCCCACCCAAGGAUUCACUGAAAUUGUGUUUUGUGCUGUUACUUCCAAUGAGCAGGUGAAGGGUUAUGGGACACAUCUGAUGAAUCAUCUAAAAGAAUACCACAUUAAGCACAAUAUUUUACACUUUCUGACCUAUGCGGAUGAAUAUGCCAUUGGCUACUUCAAAAAACAGGGUUUCUCAAAGGACAUAAAAGUUCCUAAAAGCCGGUAUGUUGGGUACAUCAAGGAUUAUGAGGGUGCAACGUUGAUGGAAUGUGAACUUAAUCCCAGAAUCCCUUACACAGAACUAUCACAUAUAAUCAAGAAGCAAAAAGAGAUCAUAAAGAAGCUGAUCGAGAGAAAACAAGCGCAGAUCCGGAAGGUUUACCCAGGCCUCACCUGCUUCAAGGAAGGAGUUCGGCAGAUACCCAUAGAGAGUAUACCUGGAAUUCAGGAAACUGGAUGGAAACCUAGUGGCAAAGAUAAAGGAAAAGAAUUGAAGGAUCCAGAUCAGCUGCACAAUUCUUUGAAAAAUCUACUGGCACAAAUAAAGAGCCAUCCUAGUGCCUGGCCUUUCAUGGAACCAGUGAAGAAGUCUGAAGCUCCAGAUUACUACGAAAUUAUUCGAUUCCCAAUUGACUUAAAAAGUAUGAGUGACCGGCUGAAGAAUCGUUACUAUGUUUCCAAGAAGUUAUUUAUUGCUGAUGUUCAACGUAUCAUCACAAAUUGUCGUGAAUAUAACCCUCCUGAAAGCGAGUACUGCAAAUGUGCCAACAUGCUGGAGAAAUUUUUCUACUUCAAGAUCAAAGAAAUGGGGCUUUUGGAUAAGUGAAAACAUUUGUGAUUGAGAUGGAUGAAAGUUUGGACUUCAGAUCUGACAGACUGUGAAGAUAGUAGAAUAAACUACUGAUCUGUAAUUCAGUCUGUUCAGUAAUGGGAUCACUGAAAUUUGUUUGAUGCCAUUCUGGUAGUUGCAUGGGCUGGCCAUUGGUACCACAAUGCAUUGUUUUCUUUACAAAGAUCCAGAGGGUCCCAGUGUUUAACUGUUGAAGUUUCCAUCUCACUGCAUGCAGUUCCUACUGUCAAAUGUACACAAGUAAUUGAGACAUUAAAUGCUCAGCCUGGAUAUUAAUUCACAUGGCAUUCACAAAGAUGACGUGCAUCACAGAAAUAAUCACCGGGUUGCAAUUGUGGCUUAUUUAAAUCGAUGAUGGAACUUGUACAAAGCAGAUCCUUUCACCAAAAUGCAUACCACAGUGAGCUUCUCACUUUUCACUCUGUGGAGUCUGUGACUUCAGCGUUGCCUGUCAGUAAACAAUGAGGGCAUGUUGCGAAGAUGCCUGACUACUUUCAGUUUUUGUAAUUUUUUUAAACUGAGUUGCAUUUUGUACGUUUGCUGUAACAUUUUGCUCAUGUAAAUAAAUACAGCAGUAAAUACA
Pristis pectinata (smalltooth sawfish) is the source of this 3035-nucleotide messenger RNA. It is a transcript of the gene kat2a, whose product is annotated as K(lysine) acetyltransferase 2A. NCBI's taxonomy places the organism in Eukaryota, Metazoa, Chordata, Chondrichthyes, Rhinopristiformes, Pristidae. The record is from RefSeq and is a predicted model, not a curated record. Gene Ontology annotation, molecular function: protein binding; histone H3 acetyltransferase activity. Gene Ontology annotation, biological process: positive regulation of transcription by RNA polymerase II; chromatin remodeling. Bases 2 to 2428 code for a protein of 808 amino acids. The transcript has 18 exons. Gene Ontology annotation, cellular component: histone acetyltransferase complex; nucleus.